UCCAAGUAAACGUGGACGCCAUAAGGGAUUGAACACGCGGGAAAAGAGGGAACAGUUGGGGCGUCCUCUCCCUCUCGAGUGGGAUGUGCGGGGGAGAACAUAUAAAGAGAUCGGAGAGUACAGCUCAAAUUUCUCAAGAGAGCUCGGAUUACUUGUUCGACAGUACACAGAUCCGGACUGUCCUCAAUGGUCAAAAGUACCAAAUGCCUCGAAAGAAAGAAUACUUGCACAUUUGGAAGAUGAUUUAUUUGAUAUUGGGCGUACUAGAUAUGGAGAAGGGCAUAUGCCUGGGAUCUUGAGAGGCAUUGAUACUUCGUGUGCUAAAAAGUAUUCUGACUGGAAGUACGAUAUUAAAGAGCAUUUAACGAUUAAUGGGCCACAAAAUCGUUAUGGUGGUUGCACGGAUACGCAGUGGCAAAAAGCAAUUGAUUUUUUCCGACGCCCAGAAAUUACGAAACGUUCUGUGGUCAACAAGGAAAAUAGAAGGAAACUGAAAGAGCUUAGCUAUGGAGGUUCUCAGUCAAUCCCAGCCUUACGCUAUAAAAAGCGCAAUUUAGAGACUGGGCAACUUGAGUCCAUCCCGGAUAGCUGGAUGGAUACUCACCAUAAAUCAGGCACAGGGUGGGUGACAGAGACAGCCAAAAAUACUUGGGAGGAAUUGCGUGCAUACCGCGACACACAGCAGACACAGGCAACUGAUACUGAGAGUUCCACACCAAUUUCGAGUGCGCCUGAAGAUGAAGACAUAUCUUUGGUACAAAAUGUCUUCGGAAAACGACGGGGCCACUAGAAAGGAUAUGGACGUAUCCUUAACAUAAGGGACCGAACUCCAUUUGAUUUUCGUCCUUCACAAACUAGAGAUGAAGAGUUGUCUGAGAUGAGAGAGCGUCUUCGACAGUUAGAGGAGCAUGUCCGGACUCAUUGUAUCACCCCGGGAUCUCAAUCUGCCCCACCACCACCCGAUGAUCCCGAUGUUGGAGCACCGACUCAGUAGGACUUAUGUAUGAAUUUUAUUACAAUUGACUAUUACAUUAUCAUGUUUAAGACAAGUCUUUA
Molecule: messenger RNA, 1056 nt
Organism: Humulus lupulus (European hop)
Lineage: Eukaryota; Viridiplantae; Streptophyta; Magnoliopsida; Rosales; Cannabaceae
Exons: 5
Coding region: 284-790 (168 amino acids)
Source: RefSeq, a predicted model, not a curated record